Messenger RNA from Xenopus tropicalis (tropical clawed frog), 1662 nucleotides. It is a transcript of the gene cpe, whose product is annotated as carboxypeptidase E. Gene Ontology annotation, cellular component: membrane; extracellular region; transport vesicle membrane. Gene Ontology annotation, molecular function: carboxypeptidase activity; metallocarboxypeptidase activity; zinc ion binding. Gene Ontology annotation, biological process: signaling; cell communication; proteolysis. NCBI's taxonomy places the organism in Eukaryota, Metazoa, Chordata, Amphibia, Anura, Pipidae. The record is from RefSeq and is marked provisional.
GGAGGAGGCGGCUGUCAGGGAGGGUAGGAAGGAGAAAUAGACAGUAACAGAAGGAGCGUACGACAGAAGGCAGACAAAGGGGAAGGAGAGAAGCAAUAAGGAAGGAAAUCGCAGUGCAUCGCAUGAAUCAGUAGCAACGACUGCCUAUACAAUAGUGCGUGUGGCCGGGGGCGCUGCGCUAGUUUAGUGCUACUGGGCGCAUGUAGUGUUAUUGCUCUGCCAUUCUCCAUUCCGUUCCCAGGCAGGUGUGUGUGUAACAGGGAUAUGAUGGCAGGAGUAUGGGCUUCCCUGUGCCUGUCAGUGUUGGUGCUGCUCGGCUGCUCUAGCUCUCUGGCCCGGGGGCGCAGGCUGAGCCGGGAGCCGGGGGACAUCUCCUAUGAGUAUCACCGUUACCCGGAGAUGCGCGACGCGCUAGUGGCCGUGUGGCUGCAGUGUCCCUCCAUCAGCCGCAUCUACACGGUGGGACGGAGCUUUGAGGGCCGGGAGCUGCUUGUCAUAGAGAUCUCCGACAACCCAGGGGAGCAUGAGCCCGGUGAACCAGAAUUUAAAUAUGUUGGUAAUAUGCACGGAAACGAAGCUGUUGGAAGAGAGCUGCUUUUAUAUUUUGCCCAGUAUCUGUGCAAUGAGUACCAGAGGGAAAAUGAAACCAUUGUCAAUCUGAUCCACAACACUCGUAUCCACAUUAUGCCUUCUCUGAAUCCCGAUGGCUUUGAGAAAGCAGCCCAGCAGCCUGGAGACAUAAAGGACUGGUUUGUAGGACGUAGUAACGCUCAGGGUAUAGACCUAAACCGAAACUUUCCUGAUCUUGAUCGCAUUGUGUACUUAAAUGAGCGGGAAGGAGGCACUAACAAUCAUUUGCUGCAGAACCUGAAGAAGUCUGUUGAUGAAAACGCAAAGCUUGCUCCGGAAACAGUAGCUGUAAUCCACUGGAUUAUGGAUAUCCCAUUUGUUCUCUCUGCCAACCUUCAUGGAGGAGAUCUGGUUGCAAACUAUCCAUAUGACAAGACACGCAGUGGAAGUACACAUGAGUACAGCGCGUGCCCAGAUGACGGUAUUUUCCAAAGCUUAGCUCGUUCCUACUCAUCCCUUAACCCUACCAUGUCAGACCCUGACAGGAAGCCAUGCCGCAAAUCUGAUGAUGAUAGCAGUUUCAUUGAUGGGACAACAAAUGGUGCAGCUUGGUAUAGUGUCCCUGGAGGUAUGCAAGAUUUCAACUACCUAAGCAGCAAUUGUUUUGAGAUAACAGUUGAGCUUGGUUGUGACAAGUUUCCUCCAGAAGAAAUGCUGAAAUCCUACUGGGAGGAAAAUAAAGACUCUCUAGUGAACUAUUUGAUGCAGGUGCAUCGUGGUGUAACAGGAUUUGUCAAAGAUCAUCAUGGCUUUCCAAUUGCCAAUGCCACUAUAUCUGUUGAUGGAAUUGAUCAUGACGUGACUUCAGCAAAGGACGGUGACUACUGGAGGCUGCUGGCACCCGGAAAUUAUAAAAUUACAGCCUCAGCGCCUGGGUAUUUGGCUGUAGCAAAAAAAGUAGCUGUUCCUUAUAGCCCAGCUGUUAAGAUUGACUUUGACCUUGAGUCCUUGUCAGAAAGAAAGGAGGAAGAGAAGGAAGAGAUGAUGGAAUGGUGGAAGAUGAUGUCACAGACCUUGAAUUUUUGAAAAAAA